CGACCGCUGUAUUUAUCUUUGCGCCGCAUCGUUUGAGUGCCGCGCAUGUCAAAUGAGAGUAACCCGAGAGGCCCGCUAAGCUGUUUACAGUUUGCUGUCUUUGUUCCAACUAAUUGGUGGUUUUAGGACAACAAUGUGGGUUGAGCUGCUCACGCUGAAGUUUAACGGGACGAGAAAGCCGGCUGCCAGCUAAACCGUGUAGAAAAGAAGCCGGAUCAGUUAUCUGAAUGCAGCAAACAAAUCUAUAUAAUGUCAGGUAGGCCUAAUGACCUCCCACCGUUGUGGCAUUCGCCAGACUGGACCAGAGUUGGGAUCCCCAGGAAGUCGGGUUCUCCACGACGGUUCCCUACCACCAGUCAACCCCUACACCCGCUGCCUGCUGUCCCGCUGGAGGUCAGAGGAGCGGCGGAGGGGCCCGGAGCGCCAGAGACGUCCCGUCUGAGCCAGGUGGACCCCCGAGUCUCAUCGCUCCAGCGGAACAUCCAGUUCCUGCAGCAACAGCACCAGGAAACACUGGAGAAGCUCCACGCAGAAGUAGAAUACCUCAGAAAGGAGAAUAAAGAGCUGAAGUAUAAACUGAUUAUGGAGUCACACAAGACGAGCAGAAAAGGAAUGAGGCACAGUCUUGGAGACGCAAGACCUCCCACUCAAAGCAGAGGUGCCCACGUUGGACUCUACCUGGAAGAGCCGCUUGAGGACACGACGGUGCCGUUGCAAGACAGAGCGCUGAGCUCAAGAGAGGGGGACGAAGUUCCACGACCAGCGCGGCAAAACAACGCCGCUUACCUGACAGGGCAGCUAAUUACCUCCUUGCAGCCUCUAAGAAUCCACAGCAGUCCAUCCCGUCCGCCACGCGCUCCCACCCUGCAGGAGUGUGAGGUCAUCAUCCGGCAGCUGUUCAAUGCAAACAGCUUACAGUCUCAGGAAAUUGCGCGGGUGAAGGCGCUGCUGAGAGACAUAGUCCUGAGCAAGAAAAUCACAGCUGAGCACCACAUUUUAAGCAAAGCCUACCUUGUCGAUGGACCGUGCAAACCUGCAGAAGCAAAGAAAUUUCCCAAACUUGGUCUUCAGUCGUUUCAGGAGAAAAGGUCUGGACCCUCUUCCUCUGGUGUUGUCCUGCCUGCCCUGAAGCAGAGCCUCAGCUCCAACGUUGCAAACAGACAGAGGAGGACCCGUGCAGUGCACAGAGACCACUUAAAGUGGUCUCUCCAUUGAUUGGUUUGGGAAGAUUACAAUGUGGGUGUAAUAAUGGUCCAAAACUUCAGGACUUGAGGCUUUUACUUAUUUAAAACACGGGCAAUGAUACAUUAUAAGAAAUAUUCUAUUAUACUGAAAGAUGAAUAUGGUAUAUGUUUGAAACUCUAGCUUUUGUUAUCACUAAAUGAUGUCUCAGUUCUUCACAAUAAACCAUCUCAGUGGACCAACAGCUUAUAUUGCAGGGCCUCUGUAAGUGGACCACAGUCUUCAGUAAUACACCAGUGUUGUUCAAACUAAAACAUGUCAACAUGUAAACUGGUAAAAAUAAAUAAAC
Messenger RNA from Fundulus heteroclitus (mummichog), 1531 nucleotides. RefSeq names its product CCDC92 and CCDC74_C domain-containing protein (gene ccdc74a). The transcript is spliced from 7 exons. Lineage: Eukaryota; Metazoa; Chordata; Actinopteri; Cyprinodontiformes; Fundulidae. Bases 250 to 1215 code for a protein of 321 amino acids. The record is from RefSeq and is a predicted model, not a curated record.